Clarias gariepinus (North African catfish) is the source of this 423-nucleotide messenger RNA. RefSeq names its product hairy-related 11 (gene her11). The transcript has 5 exons. NCBI's taxonomy places the organism in Eukaryota, Metazoa, Chordata, Actinopteri, Siluriformes, Clariidae. Gene Ontology annotation, biological process: regulation of transcription by RNA polymerase II; anterior/posterior pattern specification; regulation of neurogenesis. Bases 13 to 423 code for a protein of 136 amino acids. The record is from RefSeq and is a predicted model, not a curated record. Gene Ontology annotation, cellular component: nucleus. Gene Ontology annotation, molecular function: DNA-binding transcription factor activity, RNA polymerase II-specific; RNA polymerase II cis-regulatory region sequence-specific DNA binding; protein dimerization activity.
CGUUCUACCGCCAUGGCUAAAACGGAAAGCAUGAGAAGAAAACUAAAGCCAGUGAUAGAAAAGAAAAGAAGAGACCGAAUCAAUCAAAACCUUGCUGUGCUCAGAACGCUGCUUUUCAACAGCACAGCAGAUACACGUUUACAAAACCCCAAACUAGAGAAAGCAGAAAUUUUGGACCUGACUGUUCAAUAUAUUCGAAAGAACACACGUGACAAAACAGUCUCUCCCACUCAAACAAACUCAUCAAAACCUGCUUCUGCUGCUCACACUCAUCAAUGUGUUCCAGACUUUACUUCCUUCAUGGGUGAACACAAGAGAAGUCUUCCCUUCAGCCCAAACAACAUGGAGACCUUGGAGCUGACAUGGUACGAAGUGCUGGAAGUAUCAAGACCGAGUGGAAACAAGGCGCUUAUAGACAUCUAG